This is a messenger RNA of Colletotrichum higginsianum IMI 349063, 1377 nucleotides long. Its product is annotated as Hydantoinase/carbamoylase family amidase. The record is from RefSeq and is a predicted model, not a curated record. Bases 1 to 1377 code for a protein of 458 amino acids. The transcript has 4 exons. Lineage: Eukaryota; Fungi; Ascomycota; Sordariomycetes; Glomerellales; Glomerellaceae. Gene Ontology annotation, molecular function: hydrolase activity, acting on carbon-nitrogen (but not peptide) bonds, in linear amidines.
AUGUUCCCUCGCACGAGGUCCCUGACGUCCGGCCCCCGCCUGGCGAGGUCACUCUCGACCGCGCGGGGUUCCUUAUCGGGGCUCAAGAUCAACGCGGCUCGGCUCCAGGAGACGAUUCAUGAUACGUGCCAGUGGGGUGCAGCCCAUCGCUACGGCAACGGACCGACGGAAACGGGCAUGGCCCGCCUCGCGCUGUCCGACGACGACGCCCGCGUGAGACGCUGGCUGGCCGAGGAGGUGGCGGGUCUCGGCUGCGAGCUCUCGGUUGACGAGAUGGGCAACAUGUUUGCGAAGAAGAAGGGCGCCCUGGGGUCGCCGGCGCCGAUGACGGCCAUGGGCAGCCACCUCGACACGCAGCCCCGCGGCGGGCGGUACGACGGCAUCCUGGGCGUGCUCGCCGCCGUCGAGGCGAUGCGGACGAUGAAGGACAGCGGCUUCGAGACGCAGUUGGACGUCGGCAUCGUCAACUGGACCAACGAGGAGGGCGCCCGCUUCCCCAAGUCGAUGAUGUCGUCCGGCGUCUGGGCGGGCGAGAUCUCGCGCGAAAAGGCCUGGGGCCUGGCCGACAUCUUCGACCCCUCCGUCACGGUGAAGGCGGAACUGGAGAGGCACGGCUACGUCGGGCCCCUGGCCUGCUCGAGCGACGAAGGCGCGGGCGGCUACCCCCUGGGCGCGCAUUUCGAGUUGCACAUCGAGCAGGGCCCCCUCCUGGAGGAGAGCGGCAAGAGACUCGGCGUCGUGCAGGGCGCGCAGGCGUACCGGUGGUACACCGUCACCGUUACGGGCCGCGACGCGCACACGGGCACGACGCCGCUGAAGUCGCGCAGGGACCCGGUGCUCGCGGCCUCCAAGAUGAUCGCGGUGUCGAACGGCAUCGCCAAGGGGCUCGGCGCGCUGGCGUCGACGGGGGUCAUCAAGAUCCCGGCCAGCUCGUCGACCAACACCAUCGUCUCCGAGGUCGUCUUCACCCUCGACAUCCGACACCCCGAGGACGCGGUCGUCGACGAGGUCCAGCAGCGGUGCCUCGAGGCCUUUGGGAGGAUCGCCGGGGAGGACGGCCGCGGCGUCGAGAUGCGGUGCACGCUCGACACCGACUCGCCCGCGGUCAGGUUUGACGGGGAGUGCAUCCGGGCCGUGGAGGACGCGGCCAACGGCCUCGUCGGACCGGACGGGUGGCUGCCGCUGACGAGCGGCGCCGGGCAUGACAGCGUCUACACGAGCAAGCGGUGUCCGACCACGAUGAUCUUCGUGCCCUGCAAGGACGGCGUGAGCCACCACCCGGAGGAGUACUGCAGCCCGGAGGACUGCGCCACUGGUACCCAAGCCCUGCUCGAAGCUGUCAUCGGGUACGACCGACUGAGAGCAAGCCGGAGCUGA